Molecule: messenger RNA, 1767 nt
Organism: Salvia hispanica
Lineage: Eukaryota; Viridiplantae; Streptophyta; Magnoliopsida; Lamiales; Lamiaceae
Product: putative N-acetylglucosaminyl-phosphatidylinositol de-N-acetylase
Cellular component (GO): endoplasmic reticulum
Molecular function (GO): N-acetylglucosaminylphosphatidylinositol deacetylase activity
Source: RefSeq, a predicted model, not a curated record
UGCAACUGGAAGACUGGAAUCGCCACUGAAACACCAGAUCCGCCCGCCGCUGCCACCCACCUUCACGGCGGCCCGACCAACUCCGCCGCCUAAGAUCGGCUCUCCGGUCAGGCUUUCUUUGCUCUGGACAUAAUUGUUUUUUGAAACAUUAUUUAACCAUAAAAAGUAUACUUGGAAUAUCACGAAUAGCUCCCUCAACCAUUUAUUCAAAUUUUAUUUUCAUUCAUAACCCAAUUGAUGAUUGGCUAUUGAAAUUCUCACUUUUGACUGCGGUAUGCCUAUUACGGUGCUGGUAUUUCUUGGCAACUACGUUCUAUUCUGGUACAUAGUUGCCGUAGAAUUCAGGAUCGCCGGGGAUCGGAGAAUGGCCAUCGAGAAUCAGUCGGAAGAACUGGAACUUAGAGAGCUUGUAGAGCUAACGGAUAUAAGAUGUGAUAUAGAAAAUAAACAUAUUUGCAUUCAUUGAUGUAAUGUGUGUAUACACAAUGCAUUUCAUUUUCACGCUCACUAAGCCAGCUAAGUUCGUAACUGACGGAUGCGUUAGCUUCUUGUUGUUGGCCAUCUUCCUUUCUUUACACGCAUCAUAUUCUUAUUAUAUUUGAUGUUUGUUCAGGCUUUACUGAGGAUCUUGAGCUGAAGUUGCUCGAUGAAAUGCCUCAGUGACUGAUAGCAGCUACAUUCGAUCUCAUAUUCCUGUGAAGAAUCAAACAUGACAUGGAUAGCCUUAAUCUUAGCAGUGCUAGUGCUCUGGUUUGCUUCUCUCUGCAAAGUUUUUCUGGAAUCUAUGUCCGCUUCAAAAUCAGCAUUCUUAAAUGAUGUGACAGGUGCUAGUUCUAGAAGGAGAAAUGUCUUGGUGGUUAUUGCUCAUCCUGAUGAUGAGUCUAUGUUCUUUGCUCCUGUGAUUAAUUACCUGACUUCCAGGCAUCAUAAUGUACACAUACUUUGCAUGUCAACUGGCAAUGCAGAUGGCAUGGGAAGUGUUAGAAAAGAAGAGUUACAGCUGGCCUCCGUGGUUCUCAAGAUUCCAGCACAGCAAGUGACCGUACUAGAUCACCCAGAUUUGCAGGAUGGUUUUGGCAAUGUGUGGAACUGGGAUUUGUUGGCUAGCAUCAUUAAUGAGGAAACUCGUACCCAUUCUAUUGACUUGAUCAUUACAUUUGACAAUUACGGUAUCUCGGGUCAUUGCAACCACUGUGACGUUCAUCAAGGAGUAAGAAAGCUAAUGGAUGAUGCCUUGGGGGGAAGACAUCUCGAGGCCUGGGAGAUUAUAAGCCCUAACAUAGUGCGCAAGUACAUCGGACCAGUAGACAUUUGGUUAUCCAUCAUGCUUAGCCGACUUGAUAAAGAUGGACUAUCACAUUGCUUGCUUAACUUAGAUCUCCGUAAAAGUUAUGCAGCUAUGGCUCAACACUCCAGCCAAUGGGUUUGGUUCCGCAAACUUUUUGUAACAUUUUCAAGUUGUACUUAUGUUAGCACCCUUAAGAAGAUGUCGUAAGUCUGCAGCCGAAGGUACAUUGGUCUAGAUGGAGGUCACGGAGCUAUGAUUUAUGGUCUUACUACAUCACCCAUGGUGAUUGGUGAGUGGAAUGAACUGAUACAUGAUAAUAGAGAUUAGCGCUGUUUUCAUUUCUAUUCCACAACAUUAGUUUUGAAUAACGAGUUUUUAGUGUGUUUGGAGUUUGGACUUAUGAUGAAAUGGCUAUGACGAUUUGUGGCUUGGUGCCAACAUAUAUUUAUCUUUUUGGAUGACUUAAUUUUUUAAAAACA